AUGUCAGGCCCCUCCAACCGCCUCAGAAACGUCCUCGGCCACAUCUUCCACUCGGCUACCCCUGAAUCAGUACCCCACCACUUCUCCCACCUCUCGCCCACUUACUUCCUCGAACGCGCCGCUGCCAUUGAGCCCGAUGCCGAGGCCGUCUACCAUGUCACAGCCAACAACAAGAUCCUCCGGCGGUCCUACAUGGAGCUCGCUGACCGUGCCCGUGGGCUGGCGUACUACUUCCGCAAGCAUGGCUACAAGCGCAUUGGUCUGCUAGCACCCAACACGCCGGCGUUUUUGGAGAGCAUCUUUGGGAUUGUUGCUGCUGGGGGUGUGAUUGUGCCAGUAAACUACAGGCUGAAGCCAGAUGAUAUCACCUACAUCUUUGACUUUGCCGAGGUGGACUGCAUCAUUGUCGACAAGGAGUAUGAGAAUCUGUUGAAGGCCUUCACAGAAUCUCACCCCAAUGUCAAAAUCAUCGUUGAUCUUGACACCGACGCAACAGAAGGCGUCCUCUCCGGCCCCUUUGACGAAGCAGUCCUCGAAGGCCUCAUCCUCGACCGCACCACCGGCUCAAAAGGCUGGUCAGACCUCAUCUCAGCCCGUGUCCCCGACGAAGAUUCCACCAUCGCCCUCCCUUUCACCUCUGGCACAACCUCCCGCCCAAAGGGGGUAAUCUACACCCACCGCGGGGCCUACCUGGCAACCAUGGCCAACAUUGUCGAGUCGGGCCUCAACCUCCCAGACGGCAGGUGCAAGUAUCUCUGGACCCUCCCCAUGUUCCACGCCGUAGGCUGGACCUUUCCCUGGGCCAUCACCGCCGUGAGGGGAACCCACGUCUGUCUGAGGAAGAUAGACUACCCGCUUAUCUGGUCUCUUCUCAAAAACGAGGGGGUCACCCACUUCAACGCAGCACCAACAGUCAACACCCUUUUGUGCGCCGACCCCAACGCCGAAGUCCUCCCCAACCCAGUCCGUGUCACUGUUGCUGCGUCCCCCCCAACAGCGAGGUUAUUCGAGCAAAUGACCGCGUUCAACCUCUACCCUGUCCACGUCUAUGGUCUUACCGAAACAUACGGUCCAAUCACCAGGGGUUACCUCCUACCAGAAUGGGACCUCCUGCCCCCCCACGAGAAGUUUGCAAAAAUGGCAAGGCAAGGUCAUGGAUUUCUCACCUCGCUUGGUGUGCGUGUCGUCAAGACGGCCGAGGAUGGGAGUAGCCUAGGCGGGGAGCCGGUAGACGUUGCCAAGAACGGAAAGGAAGUAGGCGAGAUUGUUUUUGAGGGGAAUAUCUGCUGCAAGGGGUACUACAAAGACCCGGAGGCGACGAGGAAGCUCUUUGAGGGGGGUGUUCUCCGCUCUGGGGACCUGGCAGUCUGGUGUGAGGAUGGGAGUAUUUUGAUUCAAGAUAGGCAGAAGGAUAUCAUUAUCUCUGGUGGUGAAAACAUCUCCUCUGUCGCCCUUGAAUCAAUGCUAGUCGAGCAUCCCUCCGUCCUCGAAGCCGGCGUCGUCGCAGUGCCUGACUCUCAUUGGGGGGAGAGGCCAAAGGCUUACCUCACAGUCAAGCAAGGGCAGACAAUUGACGAAAAGGAGUUUAUCGACUGGGCGAAACACCAGAGCAGUAUCAGUAAAUUCAUGGUGCCGAGGGAGGUGGAGGUGGUGAGGGAGUUGCCAAAGACGAGCACGGGGAAGAUAAGGAAGAACGUCCUUCGGGACUGGGCCAAGAAGGGGACGCCCGGGGAUGUUAAACUUUGAGUGAGUGAGGGGGGUGGUGUUUGUAAAGGGGUUUAUUCAGGGAACUAUAUAAUUAGCGAGCAAAGGCGGUUUAUAGGUUAUGCAUUUUAUUUAUCAUCAGCAAUGAUUGUUAUGCACAAAGUAAAAGAAGUCCCCAGAACCAACAGCUUAUUAAUGCUACGUGGAAUAUUAC
This is a messenger RNA of Podospora pseudopauciseta, 1918 nucleotides long. RefSeq lists its product as uncharacterized. The record is from RefSeq and is a predicted model, not a curated record. Lineage: Eukaryota; Fungi; Ascomycota; Sordariomycetes; Sordariales; Podosporaceae. Bases 1 to 1746 code for a protein of 581 amino acids. The transcript has 3 exons.